Messenger RNA from Perca flavescens (yellow perch), 2383 nucleotides. RefSeq lists its product as uncharacterized. The transcript has 4 exons. The record is from RefSeq and is a predicted model, not a curated record. The coding region runs from base 159 to 1028 and encodes 289 amino acids. NCBI's taxonomy places the organism in Eukaryota, Metazoa, Chordata, Actinopteri, Perciformes, Percidae.
CGAUUUGUAUUUGCGAAAACUCUCGCGAGAUCCACAGCCCGACGACCUAUCCCUAUCCUAGACAACAACCUCAACCAUCUCGCGACUUUUGCGAAUCUUGGGAUACCAUUUGAGCCAACAGGGCGCGAAGAAGAGUUUGUUUAGCUAGCGAUAUUGCCAUGUUGAGAAAAAGGCGCUGUUUUUAUAAUUGCGAAAGCAAAUACCAUUUGUAUGGCUUACCGAAAGAAGACUCAGUGAAGAAUCAGUGGUUGAAAUUCAUGUUUACCACGGUUCCUCAGACGUACAAAGGCCCCUACCUUUAUUUGUGUUACCUUCAUUUUGAAGCGCAUUGCUUCCUAAACUGGGCACAGGUCAAGGCUGGAUUUUCGCAAAAGUUAAUGCUGAUAGAAGGGUCAGUUCCCACUUUGCUGGGCCAUUCUGGGGAUUCAGGAUCACAACCUGCGGGUCAAUUCAAAACGGGAGGUACGUCAGAAUUAAGGCUCGAGGAGGAGCAGGACGGAUCGAUCCCGACUGUGCGAGACCGUUCUGUUAAUACAUCCAUCAUGGACCCAAGUGUGAAAUCAGAGCCUGAUAUUGACACGGCAUUGUUGACUCCAGCAGCGACUACGGAAAAAGCCAAAUGUGCUUCAGAAUUAGGGCUCAACGAGGGAGGAUCAAUCCAGACUGUGCGAGACCCAAGUGUGAAACCCAAACCUGGCACCGCUGACCGUUCCUGUGGAAUUUUGCCUCCUGUAAGACACGUAGCCUCCCAGACUGACCCCCCGAAGAUAAAAUCGGUCGGCACACAGCUAUCCAUGCAAACUCUGCAGAAUCCCUUUCGAAGUAAAGCUACCCAGGUGAAGAUGCCCAGCAGAGAUUGCGGUGUGUGGACCGACACCUUCCCCUUGGACAGUCCACUACUGCUCCUACAACCAACAUUAGUAAAGAGACCAUCCAAGAGACCUCGACUCAGCCUCACAGACGAGGAGGAAGGCCCUUCAGAACCCAGCUCGUCUGUGGCCGUUCAUGAACCAGAGGACUCAACAUGACUCUCUGGACUCAGUCACUGUCGUGGGUUAGCGGUCUCUUUUCACCUUCUCAUGGAGAGGAGUUGGUGGAUGACAGAUUAGUGAAUGGGACAAUAAAGACUGCUGAGAACUUGCGCAAGGCACCAAGCCCUCAGCUGCUCUUAACUUGAGGCAACUGAUUCUCCUGUUCAGUCACUGCUUUAAAAAGGGAGAUGUGUUUGUGGUCUGUCUGGCUGAAGGUUCACAUAUUUUUGUGUUCUAUUUGUUUUCAGUUCCUCUUUUACACAUUAUACCAUGAUGUCUUUCAGAGUAGAAUGUGAUUUCACUUCUACUAUUUUCACAGUUUUAAUUCAGAUUUAUAUAACUUCCACCAAGUAAAGUUGAGUUUAAUACUCAAAAGGUCCUAAUGCAAAAAAGUGUAGUUGGCAACAAUAUCGGGAUGAUAAUGAAACAGGAAGGCAUCUGUAAUAAAUAUAAAAGCAGGUUACUGGAAAAAUUUGGGUCAGGAACUGGGAAGAGGCCCCUUCAUUACCUAUUUAAAUCAAGGACACAAGGCUCAAAUAAAUCACUUUAUAAAGCAGGUUAACACCCAACUGGAGAAUGUACUCUAAAAUCAGCCAAAAGCCACUGAGCAUGCGCUACUAAAGCAUCACUGAAAAAACUUAAAACAUAAUACAUUUGAAAAUGUUGAUGUGGCAUAAUGGAAAAUAUAUAGUAACAUAAUAAACCAUUUAAAAUAAACAGGUUUAGCUCACAUGUUUAAAAAAAGUUACCUAACAUGCUCCCAUUUAAUCAGCACUCCCUCCUGCCAAGAAGUUAAACUGAGGUUUUUAAGACUAUACACCUUCCCCAUUCCCUUUAAAUAAUACAGUUUUUCUAUCAAAUCUGUCCCAUCUGCACUAAUCAAAUUUAUCACUUUAUUAAUGUUUUGGAAGAGGUGGCAUCCUCAAUGAUUUGGCAUAAAUGGUAUAAUAAGACAUCUAAUAUUGAACAUAUUGGUCAAUCUUCUCUAAGUAAAAAGAAAAUGGCUUGGAAAAAAUUCUGGCUUUUAUAUACAGUAUUCAAUACUUUACAUACAAUCUAGAUACCGAUAACUCCUUAGUUGAUAAAACAUUUAUGCAAUUAUUUUGUCAGUGUCAAAUAAUGAUGGAAUGUUGGCCAAAUCUACAACUGUUACCACUUAAUCCUUCAAGAUAUCUUUUACUAUGACAAUGUGACAAUUGUGGUCAAGAAUACUUCAUUGUUAAUCGUCUUGGUUUAUAGGGGACAUUAUAUUGACAAACUGAAUUAUUUUGGUUCUGAGCUUUCUUUAUCUAUUUCAUUUUUGUUUAAAGGAAAAGCACUAAUCAUUUAAAUUUAUUUAUUACAGAUGUCUG